Molecule: messenger RNA, 1506 nt
Organism: Drepanopeziza brunnea f. sp. 'multigermtubi' MB_m1
Lineage: Eukaryota; Fungi; Ascomycota; Leotiomycetes; Helotiales; Drepanopezizaceae
Source: RefSeq, a predicted model, not a curated record
AUGGCUGCCUUCGCGGAUCCAGAGUCGUCAGCGCCUACGAUGGCGAAGCAUGGCACAGAAUGGCACUCUACCUCUCUGCCAGACACCGCUGCCCCCUCGCGAGCCCCUUCCAUUUCUAACGGCGCCGAAGUUGACCUCGACCUCGACCUCAAAGCCGGUGCGGGUCUCGACGAAGACCACCACAUUCCCGGUGCGGAUCUCGAGAAACAGAAUCAGCACGCAUCAUGUAUCGAUCCAGCCACCAACAUCGUCUCAUGGGACGGACCCGAUGAUUCAGAGAGCCCCAUGAACUUUCCUCGUGCGAAGAAGUGGCGGAUUACUAUCAUGACGGCUAUUUUGACAUUCUGCUUCGGAGUCAGUCAGGAGGUAAUGAUUCUCGGCGUAUCGCUCUAUGUAGCUGGUUUCCCAUGUGGACCGCUCUUGUGGGGUCCUCUCUCAGAGGUAUACGGCCGCACGCAGCCCCUCUUCCUCGGCUUCUUCCUCUUUCCCGUGACCGUCGCGCCCAACGUAGCAAAUAUCAUGAUCAGUCGAUUCCUGGGCGGUUGUUUCGGAGCUGCUCCUAUCGCCAUCGAUAACAUCGACCGCGGGCUCGCCACAGCCGGAUUCGCAGGCGCCACCUUCUUGGGACCUAUCGCUGGACCCAUCGUCGGAGAGUUCAUCACGCAGAGUCAUCUCGGAUGGAGAUGGACGGCCUGGAUCACUCUGAUUAUGAGUGCGUUCUUUGGAAUCGUUGGCCUGUUUAGGAUACCCGAGACGUAUACGCCGAUCCUGUUGAAGCGUAGAGCGGAGCGCAUGAGACCAAGAACUGGGCAUUACACGCCCCGAUCGACGAGUCGCCCCUCAAUAUGCGCAACCUCUUGGAAAACCACCAUGCAGCCGAUGGCCAUGACCCUCUACUCCUCCCUCGUCUACUCAAUCCUCUACCUGAUCUUCUUCGCCUACCCCUUCUCCUUCCAGCUCGUGCGCGGCUGGUCAGCAGGCGUUUCCUCCCUCCCUUUCCUCGGCAUCUUCAUGGGCAUCGUCGCCUGCUGCCUCUACAUCGCCAUCGACAACAACACGCGCUUCGCCCGUCUCCUCGCCGCCUUCCCGCACCCCUUUAUUCCCGAAUCCCGCCUCCCCCCCAUGAUGAUCGGUUCGGUCCUGCUACCAGCGGGCCUCUUCUGGUUCGCGUGGACGUCCGACCCGAGCAUCAGCUGGGUGCUGCAAGUCAUCUCGGGUGUGUUCAUCGGGUGUGGCAUUUAUCUGGUGUUCUUCCCGAGUCAGAUCUACGUUGUAGAUACGUAUCUGCUGGAUGCAAACUCGGCACUGGCGACGAGCUCAUGCGUGCGGGCUGCCAUGGCCGCGAGCUUUUCACUGUUUGCAACGCACAUGUACGAGGAUCUGGGGGUGGAUUGGGCGACGAGUUUGCUUGGCUUCUUGUGCCUGGCCAUGAUGCCCUUCUCAGUUUUGUUCUGGCUAUAUGGGGAGAGACUGAGGAUGAAGGGUCGGUUUGCUUUUGCGCUGUGA